Molecule: messenger RNA, 1950 nt
Organism: Drosophila grimshawi
Lineage: Eukaryota; Metazoa; Arthropoda; Insecta; Diptera; Drosophilidae
Gene: nab
Product: NGFI-A-binding protein homolog
Exons: 6
Coding region: 1-1920 (639 amino acids)
Biological process (GO): negative regulation of DNA-templated transcription
Cellular component (GO): nucleus
Molecular function (GO): transcription factor binding; transcription coregulator activity
Source: RefSeq, a predicted model, not a curated record
AUGGAGGCAAAUUCACCCACUACUGCUGCAUCAGCAAUAACAACAACUGCAGCAACAACAACAGCAGCAGCCUCCACAACAACGUCCUCCAGUUUAGUUCCCUCGCCAGCCGGAAGUACAAAGAGUCACCACAUUGUCACAGGAAGCGGAAGCUCCAGCUGCUCCGCACUCCAAUCCCUGCCCCAGUUGCUCACCACGACCAGCAGCAGCAGCAUUGAGCUGCUGAAGCAGGAGGACAAUCUGAAUAAUCUAUCGCUAGCGAGUGCUCUUUCCGAAGGUCAACGUUCACUCUCCGGCGCACCGUCGGCUUCCUCCAGUCCCAUAUUAAGUCCGCAAGGCAAAAUCUUCGGGCGCAAUGCAAAUGGCACAUUGAUCACCACAUCCCGGCCGAGCAACGAGGCUGAGGUGCAGCUGUAUCGGGUGCUCCAGCGUGCUAGUCUGCUGGCCUACUAUGAUACGCUGCUGGAGAUGGGCGGCGAUGAUGUGCAGCAGCUGUACGAUGCUGGCGAGGAGGAGUUCCUUGAGAUUAUGGCGUUGGUGGGCAUGGCGUCGAAGCCACUUCAUGUGCGUCGCCUACAAAAGGCGCUGCACGAGUGGGCCAACAAUCCCAGCCUAUUCCAAGGACCCAUGUUGCCCCAGCUGGGUCUUUGUGAGACACCAACGAAACCCGCCCUCGCCUUUAAUCCGGAGACAACGCCGGCGCUGCCACGUAGCAAAUUCUCUUCCUUCAAUUCAGCCGCCAGCUCUUUUCAGUCUGCUAGUGUUCCUGUGGCUCCGGUGGCCACAACAGCCGCUGCGCCAAGUGCGCACUUGCUGUCACAGAUCAGUACACCCGUGCUCCAGACUCUUCCCGUGUUACAGACACCCGGCAAUCCCUCACCCCUUGUGCUGUCUGCGACAGCGAGCUUACCCAACAUUGUGGCCACACCCUCCGGUGCCCACCAAGUCUCCUCUAGCUCCCCCCAACUGACGCCGGUGCUCACCGAGAUGCAGGUGCAGCGAAUUAUCAUGUGUGCGGCGAAGAUUGCGAGACAGCUGCCGCAGAGGGAGCCCCGGGCUCAGACCUCCAAGAAGCGAACCACACGCGAACUGGAACAGGUGAUAGCGAUGGGUGAGCAUGAUCCGCGACGCAUGGAUGAGAUACGUAAGUACUCGGCGAUCUAUGGUCGCUUCGACUGCAAACGGCGUCCGGAGAAGCCGCUCACCCUCCACGAGGUCUGCGUCAAUGAGGCCGCAGCUCAACUGUGUCGCAAUCCUCAGACCAUUUGGUUGCUAACGCGCCGUGACGAGCUCUUCCCCUUGGCCCGGCAAAUUGUGAAAGAUGCUGGCUUUGGGCACUCAGCAUCCAUAGCACGCUAUGGUAAUUUGCUCACCCAGCUGCCCGGGCAGAGCACAGCUUCCCCACGUAGUGCACCCAUCGAUAUGGACUGCGAGUCCAGUGAUUCGGUGUUGCAAGUAAAGCGUCAGCGUUUAUCCUCCACGGAGGCAGCCCAGUUGCCCAUCGAACUGAAUCGGGAAGCUGUCGAGGAUUCGCGCUACAAUCUGUUUGCCAUGUACCAAAAGUUCGCCAAGCCGCCAUUCGAUCUGACGGAAAUAGCCAAGUUCUCUUUGGGCAAGACGGCAGACUUUGAGGACAAUGAUUCGCGUUUCUCCUUCAGCAAUUCCAGUUCCCCGCCAAUGCCAGGCAAUGGUCUGGAAAGUGAACGCUCCCCCUUAUCCUCACUGGAUAAGCCGAACAAUUGCGAGACGCAUACAGCGACUGAUUUGAACCUGGUCGAAACUGUGGAUCUGACAGCAGCCGGUGUUCAAGUUAUAUCUGCAGCUGGUGAUAAUAUUAUUGCCGUCGCAAAUCCCGCCCUGGCACUCAGCCCAACCCUGAAUGAGGUGCUCAAGCGCAGCGCUACCUCACCCGAAGUUUAGCAACUGCAAGUAGCGUCAGAUUUCAGUACU